Molecule: messenger RNA, 2602 nt
Organism: Cheilinus undulatus (humphead wrasse)
Lineage: Eukaryota; Metazoa; Chordata; Actinopteri; Labriformes; Labridae
Gene: kri1
Product: KRI1 homolog
Exons: 18
Coding region: 82-2361 (759 amino acids)
Biological process (GO): endonucleolytic cleavage in ITS1 to separate SSU-rRNA from 5.8S rRNA and LSU-rRNA from tricistronic rRNA transcript (SSU-rRNA, 5.8S rRNA, LSU-rRNA)
Cellular component (GO): nucleolus; 90S preribosome
Source: RefSeq, a predicted model, not a curated record
CAUAACGGUUGUAAUGUCUCCUUUUUACAAGCGUGUGCUUACAGCCACAACGUAAACAAAUAUAUCUGCUGCUUUGACACCAUGUCAGGAAAAUCGGAAUUAAAAAUCAACUCAAAUUUCGCUCAGAAAUAUGAGAAAUACCGACAGAAGGAAGAACUGCAGAGACUGAAGGAUAAAUACGGAGACAGAGGGGAUGAGAGUGACUCUGAGUCUGAAUCCAGCUCUGAUGAUAGUGAAGUGGAGCUGGACCCUGAAAUUGAACGGGAUUUCUACAGAACAUUGUCCCUGCUGAAGAAGAAAGACCCCAAAAUCUAUCAGACUGAUGCUCAGUUCUACUCUGAAGCGUCCACCAGUGAGGAGAAACCUUCAACCUCAAAGAAAACGAAGCCCAUGUAUCUGAAGGACUAUGAACGAAAAGUGAUACUGGAAAGAGAAGGAAAAUAUGAGGAUGAUGACGACAGUGAUGAUGAAGAGGCCGCCAUGAGACUAGAGAGAGCCGCCUCUCCGAGUUACAUCCAGGAGCAGAAGGAGCUGAAGGAGAGCUUCCGUAAGUUCAUCCAGGACAGUGAUGAAGACGACGAAGGCAGCGAUGGAGAGAAAGACUCUCGGCUGCUCACCAGGAGGAUAAAAACUCAGGAGGAGAAGGAUAAAGAAGAAGCGGACUACAUGGAGUGGCUGAAAGGUCAGGCAGAUCUCGAGGGUCCAGAGGAGGUGAAGGACAUGAAAUAUUUAAGAGAUUACUGGAACGACCCUGAGCUGGACGAGAAAGAGCGUUUCCUGAGAGACUACGUCCUCAACAAAGGAUACCUGGAUGAGGACGACGAUGGUGAUGAACGGAUCCCUACUUAUGAUGAGGUGGUCCAGGAUGACGUGGAGGACUCUGAAGAGGAAGGGGAGACAUUCUUGGAGCGCCAAGCGGACUUUGAGAGAAGCUACAACUUCCGCUUUGAAGAACCUGACGCCCAGGAGAUCAAAACGUAUCCGCGUAACAUCGCCACGUCUGUGCGCUCCAAAGACGACCGCCGCAAACGGAAGAGAGAGGAGGUGAAAGAGAGGAAGCAAAAGGAGAAAGAGCAGAAGCGAGAGCAGCUGAAGCAGCUGAAGAACCUGAAGAGGAACGAGAUCAUGGAGAAGCUGAAGAGGCUCCAGGAGCUGACGGGGAACGAGCAGCUCGCCUUCAGUCAGGAUGACCUGGAGGGAGAUUUCGACCCACAGCAGCACGAGAUGCUCAUGCAGAAGUUCUUUGGGGAUGAAUAUUACGGAGAGGAAGAAGAGGAGAAACCUCAGUUUGAUGAUGAUGAUGAACUGGAGGAGCAUUGGAACUGGGACACAUGGACCGGAGAGAAAGAGGAGGAAGAGUACGAUGGAGAGGAGUACGACGCCUCAGAGCCACACUGUGACGAUGAAAACUUCAAUAUGGAUGCCGACUUCGACCCCAGCCAGCACACAGCCUCUAAAAAGAAGAAGAAAAAGGAGAGGAAGAAGAUGAAGAAGGAGGAUCUGCCUCAGAUGGGCAAAAGGAAGAAAAAGUCUCAUUUUGCAGAAAUCAUCACCAAAGAGAAACCUGUGUUUGAUCCACAGGAGAAAACCUUCGAGCAGUACCUGGAUGAGUACUAUAAACUGGACUAUGAGGACAUCAUAGACGACCUCCCCUGCAGGUUUCGUUACAGACAGGUGCUACCCAACGACUUCGGCCUGACCACGGACGAGAUUCUCAAAGCGAAUGAUAAGGAGCUGAACUCCUGGUGCUCUCUGAAGAAGACCUGCAUGUUCAGGUCUGAAAAGGAGGAGAUGAGCGAUUUGAAGAAUUAUAAAAUCAAAGCUCAGAAUGAAAGGAAGAAGAAAGAGAUCCUGAGCUCCAUCUAUUCAGAGGAGGAUCAGGAGGCCACAGAUGGGAAAACCAAAGUGGGAAAGAAGCGCAGAGACCGUCUGAAGAAUACUGAGAAAGAAAGCCGAGCUGAAGAAGACGGAGACCCCGCAUCUGCCGUGGACUCUACGAGAGAAAGUCUGGCUCAGGCUCUCCGACAGGACGAGGGCGAAGAAGAGGAGGAGAUCAUGGUACCUGUGAAGAAGAAGCAGAAAGUAGAAGAAGAGCAACCCCAGGUGGUGGUUAACGAUGAAGAUUCAGCAGAUAAAACUAAAGAGAUGAAAGUCAGGACUGAGAGGCCGAAGUGGUCCAAGAAGAAGCACAAGCACGCCAUGGUUAAAGGAGCCGGGGGGUUGAGAAUAGGCGGGCGGGAGUUCAGCCGACAGAGGCUGAAGGCGUACGGUCUGAACCCAAAGAGACUUUUCUUCAGACAGCUGGGACGACAGAAACGGAAAGCUCAGGAGAAGAGAGAGAAGCAGAAAAACAAACAGUGAAAACAGCUUUUAUGGUCCAGGAAUUAGAUAAAGAAAUAAUAAAAUUCACUUUUUUCACCACUGAGAAGAAUUUAAAGAAAACAUUUUACUGAUAGCAAAAAUGUGAUUUUUUUCCUCACAUUGUUUGUAAAGUUUAUACCAACAUAGUGGAAAUAAAGCAGUGUGCUGAACAGAUUUCUGUUCUGUAAUUGUGCUGUAAUUUUAUUAAACCAAUUAUUUCUGACAAAGUCUGUCAUAGAAA